This is a messenger RNA of Staurois parvus, 345 nucleotides long. The record is from the annotation of a GenBank genome assembly. Lineage: Eukaryota; Metazoa; Chordata; Amphibia; Anura; Ranidae.
UAUGUCCACAGUCUCUGACCAUCUCCUGUAGUAUGUCUGCAGUCUCUGACUAUCUCCUGUUGCAUGCAUGCAGUCUCUGACCAUCUCCUGCAGCAUGUCUGCAGUCUCUGACCAUCUCCUGUAGUAUGUCUGUAGUCUCUGACCAUUUCCUACAGUAUGUCUGUGUUCUGUCCUCGCUACACAUUUCCCUGCAGAACAGUCUGCAGUCUCUGACAGUUCCUUGUUAUAUAGUUACAUUUACUGCAUAUUAUCUGUGGCCCUUUGGUGAUGUCAGGGACCAUAUUUGAAGCCCUCUACUUCAAGUAAGUUGACCCUCAGCAAUCUAAACUUAUGGUUGAGUUACUG